This is a messenger RNA of Talaromyces atroroseus, 1542 nucleotides long. RefSeq lists its product as hypothetical. Gene Ontology annotation, molecular function: protein binding. The transcript has a single exon. The record is from RefSeq and is a predicted model, not a curated record. NCBI's taxonomy places the organism in Eukaryota, Fungi, Ascomycota, Eurotiomycetes, Eurotiales, Trichocomaceae. The coding region runs from base 1 to 1542 and encodes 513 amino acids.
AUGCGACACUUCAGACCUCCUUUGGCAGCCCUUGUGCUCAUUACCGGUGCGGUCUCAUACGAACACCAACCAACUAAUGCUACUCACCCAUGGAGUGAACGCAUCGAUCUCCCUCUUAUUCCAGUGGCAGUUUCCAUGGUUCCAACUACUGGAGAGGUUGCAAUCUGGGCUGCAUUCAAGAAUGAUUCCUUUGGUGUUGACGCAGCCGGAGUCACUCAGACGGCUAUCUACAACCCGAAAAACGGCACGAUUGCCCAUUACUCAAUAUCACAUACCGAGCACGACAUGUUCUGUCCCGGAAUCAGCCUAGAUUUUAAGGGACGUAUUAUUGUUAGUGGUGGAGACACGGAGGAAAAGACAAGUAUUUUCGAUGGAAAAGAAUGGAAGGCAGCGUCCGAUAUGAAAAUCCCACGCGGCUAUCAAUCAUCUACUACGAUCACUGAUGGGCGCAUCUUUACUGUCGGGGGUUCUUUCAGCGGCGGUAUAGGAAACAAGGACGGGGAAAUAUAUGAUCCUGAGGCUGACGAAUGGACGCUGCUGCCUGGCUGUUCUGCUGAACCAAUGCUGACCAACGAUGCGGGUGGCAUCUAUCGUUCAGACAACCACGGCUGGUUAUUCGCAUGGUCGAAUGGCUCUGUCCUACAAGCUGGGCCAAGCACUAAAAUGCACUGGUUUGACACUCAUGAAAACGGGUCUAUUACGCAUGCUGGAACUCGAGGAAACGAUACUGAUGGAAUGGCCGGUAUGGCUGUUAUGUAUGAUGCUGGCAAAGGGAAGAUUCUCACAUUGGGUGGUGCACCGUCAUAUAACGACAGUAAGGCUACAUCUAACGCCCAUAUCCUCACUGUGCAUAAGCCUGGAGAGCCUGUCCUUGUUGAGGAGAUCAACAACAUGCAUUCUGCGCGAUCAUUUGCCAACGCAGUCAUUCUGCCAGAUGGAAAAGUCUUCGUUGUCGGAGGUCAGUCUUAUCCUAUUGUCUUCACAGACGCAAACUCUAGCAUGGUCCCUGAACUGUGGGAUCCAAAGACAAAAGAAUUCACAGAGCUUCCAAAGCUUCCGACCCCACGAAAUUAUCACUCUUCCGCUCUGCUUCUGCCAAAUGCUACAGUUUUUGUUGGCGGUGGCGGUCUAUGCCCCUAUGCCUGUGAGGCCAAUCAUUUAGACGCCCAUAUUUACACUCCACCAUAUUUUUUCGAGUCCGACGGCGUUACUCCAGCAAAACGCCCGAUUAUCAAUCAUGUUGUAAACCCCACGCUGAAAAUUGGCCAAACUCUCAAUGUUUCGCUUUCACAACCAGUCGAAUCAACUCAGAAACUCACUUUUUCGAUGGUACGAAUGAGCAGUUCUACACACACAGUCAACACUGAUCAACGCCGCGUGAACGUCUCUCCACAAGCUGCAAAUGCAACUCUCUUUACUCUUGGCCUGACACGUGAUGCUGGCGUGUUAUUGCCUGGUUAUUGGCAUUUGUUUGCCAUGCUGAACGGCGUUCCUAGCGAAGCUGAGACAAUUCUCGUUGAGCCUCCGAUGGCAUCUCAAUAA